AUGGGAAACCAUACAAGAGUGACAGUAUUUAUCCUAGCAGGCUUGACUGAUGACCCACAAUUGAAAGUUGUGUUGUUUAUCUUCCUGUUUCUCACCUACUUGCUAAGCAUCACUGGCAAUCUGAUCAUCAUCACACUCACCCUGGUGGAUAUUCACCUCAAGACCCCCAUGUAUUUUUUCCUUCGGAAUUUUUCCUUCCUAGAAAUUUCCUAUACUACUACAUGCAUUCCUAAAUUGCUAGUUAUUAUGGCAACUGGGGACAAAACCAUUUCCUAUAACAGUUGUAUGACUCAAUUGUUUUUUGCCUUCCUCCUUGGAGCAUCUGAAUUUUAUUUGCUAGCGGCUAUGUCCUAUGACCGCUAUGUUGCCAUCUGUAAGCCUCUGCGUUACACAACCAUCAUAGACAGUAAAAUGUGCAUACAGCUCAUCCUUAGUUGUUGGCUUGCUGGUUUUUUGGUCAUUUUUCCGCCACUCCUCGUAGGCCUAAACAUUGACUUCUGUGCAUCCAAUGUUAUUGAUCAUUUCGGCUGUGACCCUACCCCACUCCUGCUGAUUGCCUGCUCAGACACAGAACUCAUCGAAGUGAUGAAACUGAUUUCUGCUUCGCUGACACUUGUGGUCACAUUGGUAAUGGUGAUAAUAUCAUAUAGCUAUAUUGCAUUAACGAUUCUAAAAAUGCCGUCAACUAAUCAGAGGAAAAAAGCUUUUUCAACAUGUUCUUCUCACAUGGUUGUGAUAUUUCUUUCUUAUGGCAGCUGCAUCUUCAUGUAUGUUAAUCCAUCUGUCAAACAAAGAAUAUCUUUUUCCAAGGGAAUUGCAGUGCUCAAUACCUCAGUGGCACCACUUUUGAACCCUUUCAUCUAUACUUUACGGAACCAACAAGUGAAAAAAGCCUUCAUGAAUAUGAUAGUCAGGGUUUUCUCUUUCUCAAACAAAUGA
Molecule: messenger RNA, 939 nt
Organism: Hipposideros armiger (great roundleaf bat)
Lineage: Eukaryota; Metazoa; Chordata; Mammalia; Chiroptera; Hipposideridae
Product: olfactory receptor 6C74-like
Exons: 1
Coding region: 1-939 (312 amino acids)
Biological process (GO): G protein-coupled receptor signaling pathway
Cellular component (GO): membrane
Molecular function (GO): G protein-coupled receptor activity; olfactory receptor activity
Source: RefSeq, a predicted model, not a curated record